AUGCACGAAACGGGCUCUGAACCGAACGCGGAACGCUUGAUCGAAGGUUCCGACCAGAAAAGCGGCAAUCCUAUACAAGACGAGCGAUCAGAAAAUGACACGAGAAAGGAUGCGGAAACUUUCCCCGACGGUUUGGACGCCAGCUUAAGGAAGACUGUAGUGGAUAGCAAUGGAAGCCCAAGGCUGAUGUCCCGAGUGAGGCCAAAAAGUAUAGGGCAAGGCGAAGACCAGCCGGCCACGGAUAAGUCGCCCAGAGUUGAACUAAGCCGGAAGGAAACACCCUCCAAGUCAUUGAAUAAAGAAUCCGGAUACGAUGCAAGCACCGAAGAGCUCUCAGAUGGAAUUCCUGAUUCCGAUGUGGAUAUUGGUCGGUCAACUACCGGCCAAAAACCCGCAUUUGAUCCCGACUGGACAUCCAUACUUGACGCAAAGAAAGUAGAGGCCGUCUACGAUAGUAGGACCCCAGCAUGGGCAUACUAUUCUCUAUCCGAGCGCCCGGCUUUCUCUUCGGGGUGCCCAAGCAUCGGGGUACCAAUAAGGCAACAUGAAGAGAAGCCCGAACGAACGAGUCUUGCUGAGCCCAAGGGCCAACCGGACUUUCUGUCAUGUCUUAGAGAGCCUCUGCAAUGCUCUUGUCUAACACAUUCCAGCACGCGGCCCAAGAGCAACAGCAGGCCCCGAGUGGUAGAUACCAGCCCCGAGCAGGGUGUUCGGGAGACUGAGCAAGGCCAACAAACACAGGAGAGACAGCCCCAUGGAUUGACUAACGACUUGGAUGGGGAGAAUUUAAGCGAUUCUAGUGUCAGCACUAAACAACGAUCGAACGACAUCAACCAGUCCAAAACGCUUUUAACUCUCCAAGAGAGCGCGAAGAAGAUGUCGAUGAAGACAAAGAGACAUCUGGCCCGUCAAUUAGAAGAUGAACGGGAGGUAGCCGGCCAAGUUCUAGAGCAAUAUCGUCGUGAUUGCAAUCAUGUUCUUGAUCAGCUUCUCGAAGGGCAGGAGGAACGAAUCCGAGUUUGCGAGGAACAGAUGAACACCAUUCAGAAGCAACAUCGAGAAACCUGCGAGGCCCUAAUCCAUCGUCUGAAGGAGGACGAGCUACGGAUUCGCAAGAGAACUUCCAUGUAUGUGACUCAGAGUCUGGAAAAAAGGGGUCGAAAGCGGAGGAGAAUUAAUUCGCCGGGGCGCCGGACAAGCUCGGCGGAUAUUGGCAUGCCUUCGGAUAUUCUUUAA
Molecule: messenger RNA, 1236 nt
Organism: Aspergillus melleus
Lineage: Eukaryota; Fungi; Ascomycota; Eurotiomycetes; Eurotiales; Aspergillaceae
Exons: 2
Coding region: 1-1236 (411 amino acids)
Source: RefSeq, a predicted model, not a curated record